CCAGCGCAGCAGCACACGCUCAACCCGCGCAACAACGACCGCAGGGCCAUCCGGCAUCGCACCGACCGACACAAUGGCACUCCGGCUGGCACGACCGAGCUUCAUGGCGCAGCAAGCGCGCACCUUCACGUCCAGCGCCGCGCUGAGCGCCAAAUCGGCCAACGCCAAACUCCGCGACGAGCACGCCAACGUGCCCAUCUACCCCUACGGCCCCAACCGCUGGUACAAGCAGUCGAACCACGGCCUGUACGGCGGCGCCCGCAUCCAAUUCGGCAACAACGUGUCGGACAAGACGGAGCUCAAGACCCGCCGGCGGUGGCACCCCAACAUCCAGCACAAGCGCCUCUACUCCAAGGCGCUGAACCGCUUCGUGCGCGUGCGCCUGUCCACCCGCGUCUUGCGCACCAUCGACAAGGUCGGCGGCAUCGACGAGUACCUGCUGGGCGAGAAGACGGCCCGUAUCCGCGACUUGGGCAUGGGCGGCUGGCUACUCAGAUGGCGCCUUUUCCAGACGGACCACGUUAAGAGGCGCUUUGCUAAGCAGCGCGCUGAGCUGGGCCUGCCUGCUACUACGCUGGCUGAGGAGCUUAUGGGCAUGCGCGGGCAGAUGGUCACGGAACAGCAGCUUGCGCAGGAGAUUGCAAGUUACGACCAGCAGCUGGACAAGGAAGAUGCUGUUGCGGUGAGCGAGGAUGAGGCAGAGGCCAUUGUUACGGGGGCUGAGGUGCAGGAAUUGGAGAAGGCGAAGGACACUGCAUAAAUUUUUUCUGGCAGUGACUGAGAAGGCAGAAUAUAUUCUGUUCAAAAGGCGCAAAGACUGUUCAUUCGAGGAUCAUGUAAAUCACGGUUGUAUUCUAGACCAUGGGACCGGGAAGACAACGAAGACAUAUCAUUAUCAAGCCCAGCGGCCGCAUGACUGAUAUGUCGGUCGACCUUCUGGAUAACUUAACGAAGGACGGACAAAGGCGUGUAGCAUCUGACAUCAACAUGCGACUUGGUUGGAUCGUGGAAACAAUGAAGCUGGAAGAUGCUAGCACAAGCCGAGCAAUCUCGCAGCUCCCCCUUCGAGGACCGGCAUAAAGCCAGAGCAACAACGGGGAAGAAAUGGUAGAAGGUAUGUAGGCAAGUUA
Messenger RNA from Aplosporella prunicola CBS 121167, 1130 nucleotides. RefSeq lists its product as uncharacterized. Gene Ontology annotation, molecular function: structural constituent of ribosome. The transcript has a single exon. The record is from RefSeq and is a predicted model, not a curated record. The coding region runs from base 74 to 760 and encodes 228 amino acids. NCBI's taxonomy places the organism in Eukaryota, Fungi, Ascomycota, Dothideomycetes, Botryosphaeriales, Aplosporellaceae. Gene Ontology annotation, biological process: translation. Gene Ontology annotation, cellular component: mitochondrial large ribosomal subunit; ribosome.